Molecule: messenger RNA, 1959 nt
Organism: Nicotiana tabacum (common tobacco)
Lineage: Eukaryota; Viridiplantae; Streptophyta; Magnoliopsida; Solanales; Solanaceae
Product: E3 ubiquitin-protein ligase SIS3
Biological process (GO): sugar mediated signaling pathway
Molecular function (GO): ubiquitin-protein transferase activity
Source: RefSeq, a predicted model, not a curated record
GCCUCCGGUUAUCCCAAGACAGUUAUAUGGAUGAAAGAGGUAGUGAGGGAAACUGAGGGGGUCACUAGAGAUAAUGCCAAAGUUUCGAGGGGCAUAGGCGGAUGAGGCGGUGCUACGGCGGAAAUAGGUUUUGAGGUUAAAGGGCUCAUGCGAUGAGUAGUUGGGUGGUGAAAAUGGUGGUGUAAAGCAGGUCCAAUGGAUCAAGUUUAUGGAGAUGGAUCUUAUUAAGUUGCUAGGACCUGCUGACAUGGACAAAAUAUUACAGGGGUUUGACUGCCACAGUAGAAGGCCAACCCCGGUGGCAAAUGGGGCAAAUGUAAAUAAUAUACAAAAAAGUAUAAUGGGGCAAAUGUAAAUAAUAUAUCAUAGUAAAUGGGUUAUUCCGGACCUUUUCCCUAUGUUUUAAUCAUCCAUAAGAUAUAAAAUUUCAAAUAAAAUAGGAGUCUUUUAAUAAAAGAAAGUGGUGCAUAAUUUGGUAGGUUGACAUCAGACAGUCUUGUUCUUACUUUCCCUUUUCCACGACAGUCUUCAAAUCUGUACAGAAAUCUCCCUCCAAUUGCUCCGCCCUACUAUAUCCAUACAUGCUGUAUGCGUACUCAUUGAUGCUUGGUGUGUAGCAGAAUUCGCUAGUAAAGAUUCAAGAUUUACGUGGUGAAAUGAGAGGCGCAGAUUUUAAGUGGUAUGAUGGGUUUUUCUUGUCAAUGUUAGCAACUAGUAUAAUCAUUGUGGCGAUAAAUUGGAAGCGGUACCAUCUUUGUAUAUACCCUUUGCACAUUUGGAUUGUGGUUGACUACACAACGGUAUUUCUUUUCCGGCUCUUGAUGUUUGUUGAUAAUGGACUUGCUGCUGGAAUGGGAUUGGAUUUGGGUUGGCAGCAGAGAUAUACUCGCUUUCGUGGAAGAAUAGUUGUUCUUUCACUUCUUGCCCUGUUCCUGUAUCCCUUUCUUUGGGCUUGGACCAUUAUUGGGACUUUAUGGUUCACUAGUGCGAGAAACUGUUUGCCAGAAGAAGGUCAAAAAUGGGGUUUCCUUAUUUGGUUGCUAUUCAGCUACUGCGGACUCCUUGGCAUAGCUUGCAUAUCAACUGGGAAGUGGUUAACUAGAAGACAAGCCCAUUCAUUACGUGCUCAACAAGGAAUUCCUACUUCUGAAUUCGGGGUGUUGGUUGACAUGAUCAGAGUGCCAGAUUGGACGUUUGCAGCAGCAGGCCAGGAGAUGAGAGGAAUGGGCCAAGAUGCUACUUCAUACCAUCCAGGAGUUUAUUUAACCCAAGCUCAGAGAGAAGCAGUGGAAGCACUUAUUCAGGAACUACCAAAGUUCAGGCUGAAGGCUGUUCCUACUGACUGUAGUGAGUGCCCUAUCUGUUUGGAAGAGUUUCGCGUGGGAAACGAGGUUCGUGGUCUGCCUUGUGCUCACAACUUCCACGUGGAAUGCAUUGAUGAGUGGCUUCGGCUAAACGUGAAGUGCCCUAGAUGCCGCUCUUCUGUUUUCCCAAAUCUUGAUCUAAGUGCUUUAUCAAAUAUCCGAGCUGACUUAGAGAAUUCAACAGCCAACGUUGUGACAGAAGCUCGGUAUAUGAGAUCUCAACCCUCCAGCCAGAGCUACCUGCUGAGAUUGCAAGGUUUGCUCCGCCCAGUGCGCACGCAGGACGCUGGGGUGGGCAGUGAGGUAGAUGCAACUUCAGGAACAGCUGAAAGCAGAAACCAAGCAUUGACACCUCAUCAUCAGGGAAACAUGGAGCCUGUACAAGUUGUGGUAGAACAGUCCCCAAGGGAGUAAUAACCAUUUCUUCUUUGGAGGUCCCUAACAGGCUGAAAUGUCCAACUUGGUGAUUUGUGGUAACUCCUAGCCAUUGUUUUCUCAUUGUAAUCAAAAUUCAUGGAUUGAAAAGCUAAAAAUGCAUUUGAUGGAAGGAAAUGUGUUGGCAAUGAUUUAUACUCGUGGCGAGUUUGUUCUAGUA